Messenger RNA from Mycena citricolor, 6063 nucleotides. NCBI's taxonomy places the organism in Eukaryota, Fungi, Basidiomycota, Agaricomycetes, Agaricales, Mycenaceae. The record is from the annotation of a GenBank genome assembly.
CGUCGGAAUCGCUCCCCUUGUCCGGGUCACCGACAGGAACGUCAUGGUCAUCUUGUUGUGGGACAAAUGACGAAACCGUGGAAGGCGGCGAGUGCGGGAAUCGGUGGAGAUGUGGUUUGGGUUGGUGGUUGUCGACCAGAGACGCCAUGGACGAUGGAGACGGGAAGGGAACAACCACCAGGUCAAGCGAAGGGAUUUGUGCCCAGGAAGAGGAAAAGACAAAAAUGCAGUGGAAGUUGGGUGUCGAGAAGCAAGAGGAUGAUACGGACCGUGUAGUGAGGUAGGUAGGUCGCGUUCAGAGGCGCCAGAAGAGGAUAAGGAGUGAUAUCAUAAUCGAGCCGGACACGUGCAUACUACAAUCGCAAACGUUCUACGAGGGACUUUAUGUAGGUCCAAAUGGACUCACAAGCUCGCGAAUUUCCGACCCACGCACGUUUUGGAUAAGACGGACUUACGACAGCAAUAGCAUUUUUUGGCGUGUGGCUGGGUUCUAGCGCAGUGCUCUCCAACUGUAACUGGAUGCCAAUCAAAGACGACGACUCUGAGGGGAGCUCGUAAGCAAAUGUAAUACCGUCUUGCGAUGCAAUAAAGCUAUGUAAAUACGAAAAAGCAUGUCCGUCUGCACUUGCGAGUCCCUCCACUUGUCCUGCUCACCAAGUAGUGGGUCGCCAGGCAAACCCCGGGCUUAAAAUGACAGCUGAGCGACACAACUCCCGAUGCGGAACCGUCGUCACUUUGUACGCCCACAUUUUCACACGCAUAGGCCGCGUUGCUUGCACCCUCUCCGCUUCCUCCUUCCUCAGUGUACGCGCGCGCAUGCCUGUCUGACCCACCUCGCUUCUCAUUAUCGUACAUGCCCCUUUCUUGAUCACGCCGCACACAAUAAAUAUUAAUGACCUCCCUUGACCCCGCGGAGUCGUCUGGUACGGCCCCCGCGCCAGGGCCCUCAGCAACGACCGAAUCUGGAUCCGCUCCCACCACUGAAGCCCUGGGUUCCCCCACCGUAGAACAAUCUCUUGAAUGGCAUGAGGUAAUCUCACUCAAGACGUUUAGUGAACGCAAAGUAUGGAUCGAGGACAAAACCAAAUUCUUAGAGCAGCUGCCUCCCAUCGAAGUGUUUGUGGGCAUGUCCGCUAUACGUGAAUCUGCCGAACAAGUCCCCGGGCUGCCCACCCGCGAGGAGUUGCAACGUUGGCUGAAGGAGCACGACACGAUUGAGAAGGAGACGGAAAUAUUCGACAGUGGGGAGUUGAGGACAAUUAAGAAGUUUACGAAAGCCGCCACACAACGAAACCUAUCCCCUCAAGACACCGACUUGAUCGAACUGACGCUAACGACCAUCUACUCACUCGACAAACUUCUGCACCUUCUCCGGGACCGUUCCGACAACCUUGAGCUCCUCGGGAUUCGUCUCACCUGGGAAGAGCACCGCAUCGCCGCAUGGGCCGACCGGCGCGAAAUCCUGAGUGACAUCAAGACCUUCCUCCAGACACGAGCCCUAUGGUCGCCCGCCGUCUACGACUCCGAGCCUGCGUCCGCAGGGAGCACACAAGUGCUCACCCGACGGGCAUCCUUGGCCUCCAUCGCCUCCUCGGAUACUUCCUACUCGCUCGCUUCUGCAUCAUUCUCACGCUCCGCUCGUUACAAGCUUGCGGAACUGCUAGCUCGCGAUGCAGCGCACUUCUCUGCGCGUAUGACAGCUCUGCGGCACACCCGAGUUGGCGCAGCAGGCAAGAUGCUCGAUCGGCUGAUCGACACAAGCCGAAAACCCGUGCCGGAGGAACUGCUAGACGAACAAGAUCGGCUGGAGGAGAAAGGCAUCGCUGAAUUGGAAGGAGUGGGCAAGUUCGUGAUGGCAGCUGUGAUGCAAUGGCGCAAAGCGGACGAAUUCUACAUAGACUCUCUAAAAGACCAAGCCGCCGCUCAGGCGCUCUGGGACGAGAUUGAAGCUGCCAAGUUCCAACACCCCACGAUCCGGCAAAGCACCACUUUCGUACACCGCGCUGAAUCUGUCUCGAAACGGCUUGUUCUGCGAGGCGAUCCGAAUGGGUUUCCUCGGCCCUCGCACGCCUUGUUCCCCGAAUACACGACUUUGACUGAAUCUGUCACGGAAACACUGGCGGCCGAGCUUAGCGCUGCGCAAGAUCUGACGAAGAAGGUUGAAGGAGCAGCGAGAGAGUACAGGCUCAACUACGAAGCGGUGAACCGCGUCGAGCUGCUCGUUGAGCAAGCAAAGACGCUUUGCGCGGCGUACGAGUCUGCCAUCGAGCGGCUGGAAAAAGGCGUUUCGAAGUCAGCGGGCGACGGAGACGGCUCACCUCCCGAUCUCACUCGCGAGGAUUCCCUGGAUCCGACGCGGCAUGCAGCGUUCCUUGCGCUGCUGCCGUCGAUUCUCCGCGACCUGGACACAGCAAGCGAGUCCACCGCCCAAGUGAUGCGCGACUCUCGUGGCGCCCUGCUUGCGCUCUCUGUGGACAACGACACGUUUAAGAGCGCCUCGGCCAGCGUCUUCCAGCAGCUUUCCGGUCUCCGCGGCCGGGGCCAGUGGACUCGUGACGACGUGACCGGACGUGUGGACAGGUUGCGAGAAGCGCGACGCAUCUGGGGCCUGAUGCAGGCUGAGAUGGGUGAGAUGGGUAACCUUAAGAAGGAGAUAGCAGACACCAUGGAGCGUUGCCGAUGGCAGCAACAGGCUAUGAUCGAUACGGCGCCGCCAACCCCUGAGAGUUUCUCAUCUCCGCUACCUGAGCCGGCACUGGAAAUGGAAAUGGACUCGCGAUUGGAUGCACUGGAUUCGAGGCUGGAAGAGACGCUUGAUGCGCCGCUGGCAACACUGAGCAAGACCCUCGAGGUCGCUCUCCAGACGCGGUUACAGCAAGCUGCCAUGAACCUCAAGAGCCAGCUGGCACAGAUCCGAGCGCAAGCCAGUCUGCUCGAGCAGAUCAAGAUGCAGACCAGCGCAAUGACCGCCGUGCGAAGCGAGUUUGCUGAGCUGCAGUCUCGAAUAGAGGAACUCCGGAAUCGCGUCGAUUCAGAACUUGAGGAUGGGGUAUUGAGCAGUGAAGAGUUAAAGGCGGAGGUGGAGGUGUUCACUGCUGGCCUGACCGGCCGAGUGGUGUUCAUCGCUUCACCCUCGAAUCCACCUGGACUGCCUUUUGAUCCGCGUUCACUGGACACCGCAGUGCGGUCAGACUCCAACUCCUAUGCCAUCACACUCGCAGGCCAGAUCCAGGCACUCGAGAAACGCACUGCCAUGGCACAGCUUGCCAAACGGAUCGAUUCAGACCUCGCUCCGCUCAAGGUCCAAGUCGACGAGUUUGCUGAAAAGGUCAGGUCGGGGACAGAAAUCGAGUUGCUGCAGAUCAUGGCAGAAAGCGGGCGGAUAUCUUCAUCCUUGUCAAGUGUGCGGGAUAUGCUCACACGUGACGAUAUGCUGUUGGCACGGGCUCGUGCCUUGGAAGAGCUGGAGACAAAGCUAAGUGUGUGGGUUGGUGAGCUGAGGAGCCGAAUCCAGCAGGCGGAAAAAACAAAGCUGGAAGAGGAGGAGAGAGAGCGUGAGCGGGUGCGGGUGCGUUUAGAUCAGGAACGUCGGCUAGCUGAGGAACAGGCUGCUGCUGCUGCUGCCGCUGCUGCUGAGGCAGCGAGAAUUAGAGCUGAACAGGAGAAGGACGCCGAGAGGAUGCGCGCGAUCAAUGACAUUCGGGACCGACUGCGGUCCUUGGGAAUAGAGGCAUUGGCAACGUCUUCGUACUUGCCUGACGAAGCAAGACUCAAUCAAGUCAUAAGCGGCUUUCGCUCGCUGGAACCUGAAGCGUCCAAAUUUUCCGAAUUACACGCGGAAAUUGCCGAAGCUGGUGUUCACAUCGCGCACUUGAGAUCGUUGGUGCGCUUCCUGGGUGCACUGCACAGGUGUGAUGCAGCCUUGAGCGAUCUCCUUGAGCACAUUGACUCGUAUCCGGACGCGCCAGUGCUCUCCUCUUCCUCAACAGAUCUCCCACUUCCGGAACGACUCUCAUUCACUGCUGCCUCUAUCGAUGCGCUCUCCGCCGCCUUUGCCGACGUGAAAUCAGACGAGAGAGCGACCACAGAAAAGGACAGGGUGCUUCAGACCUGGACUGAGCUGGAAGAAAUGGCCCGAGAUCGCAUAGGAGGCAGGCGCUCGCGGGCGGCCAGCGUACUGUCGAGCACUAGCACUGCCUCCAUCCGUGUCAAACCAAAAGCAAAGCCAGUGGCGAGCAAUUCAAAAAGCAAGACCGCGAGCUACGCCGGACUGUCCGCUGGCAAGAGCCCUAGCCUAAAAACCCGCAUGGGUCCUCCGGCACAAACACCAAAGCGGCCGAUUUUGGGGCCUGCUUUCGUCGAACAACCUGUGCGACGCCCUUCAAGCCAACUGUCGACGAUCUCGGUGUCCAGUUCCAGCUACCGAUCGAUCUCAGGCCCUGUCGCGACCACGUUUGCAUCGAGACAGCGAACGGCGAGUUUGACGCCCAGUGAAACUCCUCGAAGGUCGUCGUCAUCGCUGCUGAGACCCCCGCCGCAACGAACCGAGUCUCCGAGUGUGUCUGAGUUCGGUCAUAUGCACUCCCACUCGCACUCCCAUUCGCAUUCAUAUGGACGUACACCAUCUCGAGCAUCUGUCUCAAGCUCGAACUCGACGUGGGCACGUGCUCCGCGCUACUCCUUACCCAAAGUGACACCGCCUUCGACCCCACAACGAUCAACAAAACCGCCCGUGAGGAAAAAGUACAUCGCCAAUCCGAAGAGCAAGCUCGACGUCGCCGUCGGGGAUGUCAUCAACAAACUUCCUGUCGGCAUCAGCAUCGAGAGUCUGGCUUCAGAGGGCUGGAGAGAUCAGAGCGGCAAGUACUGGAUCGGGGACCAGGAUCCCAAGCUGUGCUUUUGCCGCAUUCUGCGGUCGUCGACGGUCAUGGUUCGGGUUGGCGGUGGGUGGCAGGAGUUGUCCAAAUUCAUCAAGGACCACUUUGCAGACUCUUUCAGGCUCAUGUCAGAAAACGACUCGCCUCCGCGAGGCUCGGCCGAACCCAAGUGGAUCAGCUCUGCUACCUUGCUCGAGGAGGAGAGCUUCUCCGCGCCCACGGCCGUGGCCAAUACUUACCACGCAAACCCCUACACACCACCGCGCACGCCCGAGCCACGCCACGGGGUGCCCAAGUUCCAGCUCGUCACUCCCGAGGGCAAGAGCCCGCAGUCCAUCACCUCCAGUCCCGGCUCCAAGAAUGGCUCGCCGCUGACUCCGCUGCAGUUCAUCCGCCGGGCCGAUCCGACGCUGAGCAGCACGGGGCUGGCGUUCCCCGCCCGACCCGGCACUCCGUCGAAGCCGAUGAGCCACGCGAGCAUGAGGACGCGGACGAUGUCGAAUACACCCGUGAGAAAUUCCGUCUGGCGGCCUUGAGGGCACUUGUAUCAUAGCUUUCUGUAUGCGUAUCUGGACCGAUAUUACGAAUAACGAGGAUUUAUGUGUUUGUGAGUGUGGGCGUUCGGUGCAUAACAGUGUAUGUGGCACGAGAUGCGUUGGUUGCGCUGGGUGUUGAAGACAUUCUGGAAACGCCAUGAAAAUUUCUCUGCUCCGAGUGUCUCGAUAGGUUCAUUAUCUAUGGAAAAUAUACUCGCAUACACUCCAAUUGAGACUGGCACAAUGGAUGGCACACAUUUGGUUGGAGUUACCGGAGCAAACACACUAGGUCUAGAGCCCAUGACGAGGGAGUGUGCCGGCUCGGAGGCAUGAAGAGCACUCGGUUCGGUUCGGUCAUAAACGAAGGAACGAGCGUUCCAGAUAUAGUGAGAAGAAUCGACAAAUCGAUCACGACACACACGGCCGGCGGUGCAAGUGGAAGGAGGAAUUGACAUCUCGAGGCACAACACCGCGAAAAGAGAUGGAGUCGCCGGGAGGUCAGUCACUCGAUCCCCUCUCUACAGCGAAAGCACUGAUACACGAGAGAUGUUCGAUAACGACUGGCCGCGGUAUGAAUUUGAAGGAUGGGAAGAGAUCGGGAGAAAGAAGGUCAAAGAGACGCCCGCACACAAGAUAGUGCACCGGAAUUC